CACGAGAAUACGAAGUCGGCGUACUGCAGUUGCACGGGCUGUCGCAUCUCUGCCUCCUCAUAUGGCCCACCUCACAUGGUCCGCAUUUCAGACCCCCGGCCGGCCGGACGGACGAUAAGAGGAGCGGCAGCGUGCAUUGCCGCUCCAUGUACAUACAUAAAAGCCGCAUUCCACCACAUCCCCCCCUCCCGCCGCCGUUUCGUCGUUACCCGAGACUCGCCGGCAGGCAGGCACAGUUCCGAUUGAAAUUUCCGGUGUCUUCGUGGUGGAACAUGAGCCAGUAUAAAUGCCCCGUCCCCUCCCUCCCCCGGAGCCAGGUAGGAAUAGCAGAUAACACUCGCACGCACGCACGCACACACGGGAUCACGAUGCUCUCACUGGACCCCCUCAGAAACCUCUACAGCCCUUCUCCAGCGGUCGGCGACCGCCGCUGGAAAGUCCAGCCGCCGAACCGCCCGCUCCUGGGCAUCCUCGCCGCAAAUGUGUGCAUACUCGUCACCGCCAUCAGCGCGCUGCAUGUCUACGCCGCUGAGGAUUACUGGGUCAGAGCUGAGGACUGGUACACCUCUCUGUUCGGAGCCAUCUUCGUUACGAUCGGCGUCGCAUUCGCGGUCUUCGCGGCGCUGGACAUAACGCUGUUCUACAAGCACCGGCUGAACCCGAUCUACGCCGUCAGCAUCGCGUCGAUAUGGAGCGCUGGCUGGAUCAGCGCCGCGGCUAUCAUGUGCAAGAUGUGCUCGCCCAUGGUGCGGUCCCUGUACACGGGCGACCCGUUUGGGGCCAAGGUCGUGCCGGUGCUCUAUGCUACGUUCUGCUGCGCGAAUACCGCGUUUUAUCUCUGGUAUCUGGUCCUGGCGGUCAAGACUUUUAGGAGGUGGAAACACGAGGAGAAAGAGAGAGUUGAGCUGAAGGACUGUGUUUGAAACGGGGAAUAGCGGAGGGGUGGGGUGGAGGGAGGGAGAGAGAGAGGGGAGGGGGUGCUCUAUGUUCGUGUACUGGUUGGCAGGGCAAUU
Molecule: messenger RNA, 1013 nt
Organism: Tricharina praecox
Lineage: Eukaryota; Fungi; Ascomycota; Pezizomycetes; Pezizales; Pyronemataceae
Exons: 3
Coding region: 147-923 (258 amino acids)
Source: RefSeq, a predicted model, not a curated record